CCUCACUAGCCAGAUGAAGCUAGCUGGCUGCUUAUAAUGUUGAGCAACUUGGUUGAGUUACAGGCUAGCUAUUUAUUUUCAUGAACUGAAGUUCAAUUUCAAUAGGCGAACAACAAGUGUCAACCUAGCUAAUACUCACAAGGAUUCCUAAAUCAUUGCUAAGAAUUGUGAAAAUGACUGCAGUUUCUACAGGUCAUUGUUUUCAGGCUGGUUGUAUUGGUGCAGGCUAGGUACCAAGCUAAAGCUAGCUACCACAGAAGUUGCGGUCGAACAAAUUAAGCUUUAUUACCAACACGGUAUUGUAAAAACAUCGUUCAUGUCCGGUGUUUUCUUGUUUGCAGACUUUUUUGGACAGCUUUGACAGUGUUACAGUAUCUUUUUUGACACGCAAAGACCCAAACAGCAUUCCAUAGUAUGUAUGUCGUGAAGCUAAUAGAGCGGCUAGUGAAAGCUAAGUACAUUUCCACCUUAGACCUAACCAAGGGCUAUUGGCAAGUCCCUUUAGUCCCUGAGGAUCGCCAAAAGAUCGCCUUUGCCAUGCCGGAGGGGCUUUUCCAAUACGUCUGGAUGCUGUUCGGUCUACAUUGAGAGGCGGCAAUGUUCCAACGACUGAUGGUUAACCUGCUUAGACCCCAUCAGGCUUACACAGCCCCCUAUAUUGACAAUGCUGUCAUACACACUGAGGACUGGGACGACCACCUAAACAAGCAUGCCAUAGAUGCUGUCAGUGCAGGAGUCAGUCCGAUCGGAGACACAUCUUACAACUCCAGUCACUGGGACCUGGGAAGUGCCUUCUUCUUUGCUGGGACCGUGAUUACAACGAUAGGUUACGGGAACAUAGCUCCCAGUACGGAGGGAGGGAAGAUCUUCUGCAUCCUGUACGCCUUAUUUGGCAUCCCACUGUUUGGGUUCCUCCUGGCUGGCAUUGGAGACCAGCUGGGGACCAUAUUUGUCAAGAGCGUCUUGAGGGUGGAGAAGAUAUACAGGCAAAAACAGAAAGAAAUAAGCCAGACCAAAAUCAGAGUUACCUCCACCAUACUCUUCAUCCUGGCCGGGUGCAUAGUCUUCGUCGGUGUCCCAGCGGUGAUUUUCAAACAUUUCGAGGGAUGGACGACUCUGGAUGCUAUCUACUUUGUUGUCAUUACGCUAACAACGAUUGGCAUCGGGGACUAUGUGGCAGGUGGGGAUCGGAAGAUCAAGUACAUGAAGUGGUACAAGCCCCUGGUCUGGUUCUGGAUCCUGGUGGGUUUGGCCUACUUCGCUGCGGUCCUGAGCAUGAUCGGAGACUGGCUCAGAGUGCUUUCUAAAAAGACCAAAGAGGAGGUGGGGGAGUUCAAGGUCCAUGCUGCUGAGUGGAAGGCAAAUGUGCAGAAUGAGUUCCGGGAGACGCGUCGGCGGCUGAGUGUGGAGAUCCACGACAAGUUGCAGCGGGCCGCCACCAUCCGCAGCAUGGAGCGCAGGCAGCUGGGCCUGGAGCAGAGGACCCACUCGCUGGACAUGUUCUCCCCACAGAAGAGGGCCUUGUUUGUCAGCCUGGACCAGGGCUGCUAUGAGACCUCCUCCCAGGAGAGCAUUGACACCAAGCUGAAUAACUUGAGGUUGCGAGGGGCAGGGGAGCUUUGUUAUGAGCAGCGGAGAGGCAGCGAGCAGACCCAGCAGGCCUCAUCAGAGGACGAUAAGCUCUUCAACCUCCGCUUCCGUUCCCUCACCAAGCUAACCAAGAGACCCAAGAACCGUGACCUGAAGAGUAACAUUCCUGAUGAUGUGCGGAGGGCCUGCGAGGCAAUGGAGAAGAGGGAGGAGGACAUGGAGGAGGUGAAGGAGGAGGAAAGGGGCGAGAGGAAGAAGGGCAACACCAGCUUGACAAAUUUAGAAUACGCAGACGAGCGCAUUAAUAAACUGAACGGUUUUGUACUGGCUCAGGCCAAAGAGAGGGAGAACGCUAGAAUGUUGGAAGGAAGAGAGCUUGAGUUCCAGCUAGAGUGUGCAGAUACCGAGACUGAGUGAGAGAGAACUUUUUUUAUGUCUCAAAAUGUGCCUUGCUGUUGUUUCUAUGCUUAGACUGUUCUGAGUAAAUGGGACAGUUCUGUUCAAAAUCAAUCACUGUGCCCUAGCAAUGUAAAGACUAAUGUUGCCUAAAAGUGGAGAGAAAAGAGACUAGGCUAGGGUCUAAUUUGGUGAAGACCUAUUUUAUCUUGGAUAGUACUGGACCUACCAGAAUCUCCUUUCCUUUUUAAAGAACACCCACUUGCUACCCAGCCCCACCCCACCCCCCAACAAUAUCCAACAAAAAAGACGCAACGUGGGAUAAUCUUCUCCUUGUUAACUGAAGGUUAGCAAGUAACCCAGUGAACUAGUGUUUCACCAUCCCAAUGAGAUUUGCACCAACUAUAUACAUCUUUACUUAUUAUUAUUAAUUUCACACCAGAUAUUUUUAGCCCAGGCUGCUGAACAAAUAUGACUUGAGGGGGAACUGGAUCGAUAUACAAUGUGUGCAUUUACUGAAAUUAUGUGUACAAUUAUUGAUACAUUGGUUAUGAAAUGUAGCCCUAGGAUAAUCUACUAAUCUUUUAUAACAAAACCCUCUGAUUGUGUAUGCUUUUGACACUCAUUUGGUGUUCUAAAGCUGUCAAUAUAAAGUAUAGAAACUUUAAAGUUCAGGGCCAGAUGUCCUGUUGUAAUUUCAAACAAAUGAAAUGUACUGCAUUAACAUUUAGUACUGUUGAAGUGGAACAUCUAGAAAAUGAAGGGAUUUUAAGGGCUGGGGUUUAAAAACAAUUUUAAAAAAUACUUAUGAGGUUUUGAUGGCCAUUGAACCCAAUUCAUUUCUGUACAUCAUAAGAAUGAUUUAUUAGUUAGACAUUUUGUUACUUUGUUCUUUGCUUCAAGAUUAUUUGAUGAAUUAUUUUACACAGCAUACAGUAUGUAUGUGUGUACUGUAGUUUCCUGCAGUUUAAUGUUUUCUUUCACAGUAAAUGGAAUAUGAUUUUUCUUGUCCACACAAUGUGCUGUGCACUGUAUGUGUUGGUGUUUUCCCCUCACACAGUCAGACGAUGCAUUGCAUUCACCCAGACCAGGGAAGGAACUUACCCUAUGGCUGUAUUCACUUCGCAGAUCAAUGUUUUUGGUCUUUUGCUAUGUCUUUGUCUCAUUGAUGUUUUACUCAAUGAAAUGUUUGUCAAUUUGUUCCAAUUUGCUAUUUAUAUUUUUUGUUCAUUUUUAUUUUGCCCUAUUACGGAAUGGAGGUCUAGUAAUCAGAAACACUUUUUGAAUGGUGGCUAUACAAACUUUACUCUGUCAAAUACAAUUACAGAAUGUUUUCUGGUAUGAAUGAGGUAGCCUCCCCGCUGAGAUUCGGAUUAAAGCAGAUUUUUCUAAUUCAUGAUGUAACAAAUUAUUAUUGGAUUAGUAUUUGGAACAUUGAAUUCUGUCUUUGGUCCCUGUGGUCUUCUGCAUAGUCAAAGAAGGAGCUGUUGCUGUAGGGACGUAGGCUCACUCGUCAUAUCAAAACCACAACCAACAAUACUGGAUAGAUUGCAAAGCAUGUAGUUCUGAUAAUGAAUAACUACUGUUUGUAACCUCUAAAAAAAUGGCUUACCAUGACAAUGACCUUUCUAAGAACCCGAGUGGAUUGUCUUUGCUCAGUCUUUUUUGUUGUUCACAAUUUAUUUGUGCAAACAUUGCAUCAAAUGUAGUGAGUGCCUUUCUGGGAAUAAAUAUCACUAAAGAAAAUUAAGCUACUUUUGUGAAAUAGUUUCUUAUCAAGUGUAUCAUCUGUGACUUCAUUCCCAUGUGUCUCUUAAAGUCCACAACCACCAUUAUUUCCAAACCUGUGAUUAACAUAAUUGGAUUUCUGAUUAAGGAAAUUAUGAGAUUUGACUUCCAGAACAGUUUCACUUAGCUUUGCUUUCCGGUCACAUUGUUGACCUUGGGUGAACUGUAAGUAAAUCCAGGAGAAAUUGUGAUGCCUAUAUGAUCAUAGUCAGUGGCGACUUGUCAUUCAGGGCAGGUGGUUUAGCAUUAAUACAUGCCACAUAUGAGUUUGCAAACAAAACAAUUAAAUACAAAAUUGGAUUUAAUAAAGCCGCAUA
Oncorhynchus mykiss (rainbow trout) is the source of this 4091-nucleotide messenger RNA. Its product is annotated as potassium channel subfamily K member 10. Gene Ontology annotation, biological process: potassium ion transmembrane transport; stabilization of membrane potential. Lineage: Eukaryota; Metazoa; Chordata; Actinopteri; Salmoniformes; Salmonidae. Gene Ontology annotation, molecular function: outward rectifier potassium channel activity; potassium ion leak channel activity. The record is from RefSeq and is a predicted model, not a curated record. Gene Ontology annotation, cellular component: plasma membrane.